Messenger RNA from Nematostella vectensis (starlet sea anemone), 4481 nucleotides. Its product is annotated as PHD finger protein 12. NCBI's taxonomy places the organism in Eukaryota, Metazoa, Cnidaria, Anthozoa, Actiniaria, Edwardsiidae. The coding region runs from base 348 to 3209 and encodes 953 amino acids. Gene Ontology annotation, cellular component: nucleus. The transcript has 16 exons. Gene Ontology annotation, biological process: negative regulation of DNA-templated transcription. The record is from RefSeq and is a predicted model, not a curated record. Gene Ontology annotation, molecular function: protein binding; transcription corepressor activity.
GCCUGCGCAUACGAUUACAUCUAAUUCUCCAUCUGUGUUUUCGAAGGUUUUGCCUUAGCGUACGUUGUUGUUUAAAAUAGUGUUUUAGUGUAUACUUUGACAUUUUUAAAAUUCCACCAGGUCAGUUGCCUUUGUAGAGGAUCCAGCUAGUAGUGUGCAAAGUUUGUCGUUGUUUCGUCCAUUGCUAGUGACAUAAACAGCCUCCAUGUUUGACUUUAGCUGAAGGCGGGUAAAUCUGCGGACAACCAUGUAGUAUGAAAGAUACUCUGAAUUUGGCGCAAAAUUAAGCUGGUCUUUUGGUAUAUUUACCUGAAAAUCUAUUGGAGACUGUUGGAAUUCAUAUCACCAUGGACUACGACCACUUGGAUCCCGAGGGGAGCUUGAUGGAUCAAAUACAAGCAUUGAUACAACCACCAUCCUCGGAAAUCCCUGUAAAGAAGGCGAAGAAAACGGACAAAGAAGCUCGCAAAGUCGGACGUAGCGUUAACCACGACAAUUGUGAUAGUUGUGGGGAAGGAGGCGAUUUGUUGUGUUGUGAUCAGUGCCCGUGCGCCUUUCAUCUCAGCUGCUGUGACCCUCCUCUGGAAGAAGAUGAUAUCCCUGAUGGAGAGUGGCUCUGCAUUGAAUGUCGCAAUAAACAGAAGCAGGACCAAAAAAAUGGAAAAGAAGUGCCUGAAAAAGGCGGAGAGGAAAAAGAAAAUGAAAAAGAAAAGGAAAAUGAAAAGCGGACUGAAAAAGCCAAAGAGAAAGAUGUCCAAGUGACUAAGCAAAAUGAAAGUAUAAACCCGGACUCACCAUUCUCUACUUUGGUCAAAAUGAGCACUGGAAAGAACCCGUCAACAUUCCAGCUGCCACCAGAGCUCAAGUGUACCACGGUAUUUCCUGGUGACAGGAAAAGAAAAGGAAGCACUGAAGACAAAGGGUCUUCCUCAAAGAGUUCCAAAUUGGCUGGGGAGGAAGAUGGUUUUCCCCCAACUCGACUGUGCUUCACCUGUAGCAGGACUGAAUUGUUUGGCAAGCUGGUUCAGUGUGAUUUCUGUCCGCUGGGAUUUCAUAUGGACUGUAUCAAUCCUCCGCUGACCACACCCCCCUCUGGCAUGUGGAUGUGUCCAAACCAUGCUGAGCAUGCAGAGCCAGGAUUAAGGGAUCCAAGAUUUAGCAAGCGAUGUCAAGCAUACAAUGACUUGAAAAACAAUGUUUCUCAACACACUGUCAAACUGGAUUUCUUGGAUAGAGUUAAAAGACUGAAGAAGCACCCAUACUUCCGGAGAAAGCCCUAUCUGCCAAUAAAAAGACGCUCUUCCUUGGUUCCUCAAAGCAUCAAGGACCACUAUUCAAUGCCUCCACUCACUCAACUGCCAGAUCACAUCAGAAGGAUGCAGGAGCCUGUUCCUCUGUACUCCUUACCCUUAGCCACACCCACUAGUGAGGAACAGGAGGAGUGGCUGAAAUGUGUGGUGAAUCUCCAGUGCGGCAUUGCCAAACACCUUUCUCAAGCUCCAAGCAACAAACUCUUAGUGUCCAGUUGUGCCACAAACCUUUCGGAGACUAGCACGUCAGUGAAGGCAGACACUCCAAGUGUUGCCACCGUAGCUUCUAUGGUCAAUUCCCUUGCAACAGGCACCAUAUCCAGGGAAGCUCUGUACAAUGGUGUCAAGAGUGACAUGGCGACACCUGUACCUUCAACAAGUAGUGUUGCCAAUGCUUGCAUCAGCAGAGUGGUUACGACGACGAUAACAACAUCCAGUGGUGGGAAGACAGUGACAAAGCCAGUCACUAUACUUUAUGCAUCGCCGUCCAAGCUGCAAGCGUCAAUAAAUGGUCCCCUGAACUGUGCGAAGCCAAUAGGUAGUACUGCUCUUUCUUCGCAAAUCGCUGCCAUGGCAUCGGCUGGGUCCUUUACGAACUUUAAUUCGGUUUCAAUCAAGCGUGAUCCUGGUGAUACUGAUACAAAACAAAACCCUACAGAUGCUGUAAAAUUCCUUAGUGACUUGGGCCACUUAAACAAUCUCAAGGCAAAACCACCUGUUAUUGGCACUUCGGUUAUUCCUGGGACUUCGGUAGCUAGAACACUUUCUCAACAGUCAACAUCAACUCUAAGCAUGUUGCCUGGGGUGAGCAAAGUUGGUGCCAACACACCGACUAAACUUAUUGUCCUUACGAGUAACAACAGUGGGAAUAUUAUUAAGACUAUUGGCCUUGCAUCCAGCUCAGCUGGUCACAUACCAGCAGGUAUUGCCCUAGCUGGUACAGCAACUAAUGUUGCCAGCUCCGUAAAAGUUACUUCAGCACCAUUUACUGCAGGAACACUAACAGUUGGUGCGAAUACAAGUCCAGGAAGAGUGCAAGGGGGCGUUUCUACUCCAAUAGCUACUGCAAAUGCAAUAAACAGCAUUUGUGCUGCAACCGGAGUGGAUGCAUUCAAUGAAACAGAACUGGGAAAACUGGAUUCAAGACUUAUACAAGUACUAGCCUAUCAAAGAUUGCAACAACUACUAACACAGACAAAGCCAGUACCUCCAAGCCCUGUUUCUGCUCGUAAAAUCACUUUUAACGGCCUAAAGGACGGCCUGGUAUUACCACACAAUUCAGUUCCGACAGGUCGGUCUAUUGCAGUUCUUUGCCCUCUCACUGGGACAGGCCCAUCAAUGGCGAUGGUCCACAAAUGUCUCACUAUAGGAAAAGGUGUAGAUUCAGAUGUCUGUCUUCAGGACUACAGCCCGUGUAACUUCGUGUCCGAGAAGCACUGCUGUAUUUUCUAUGACGAGUCUUCCAAGCAAUACGAACUAAUCAAUUACAGCGAGCAUGGCACUUACGUAGAUAACGUUCUCUACUCGUGCGACUUCUCGGACAAGCCUAACCGUCACGUGACCUCCUCCAAGGACCUCAACCCAAAUAAGGUCAGCAAAUCGAAGCUUCUAGAAACAGCAGACGCCAAAAAAACCAACAAGGUCGUGCGGAGAACUCUGGGUUUCGGCGUCCAGGAGAUUAACAAGGCGUGCAAUUGUACCACGAGCAGUUCUAACUUGAUUGGUAGCAGCGGUGCAGGCUGGGAAGGCACGGCACUAUUGCAUCAUGGGAGCUACAUCAAGGUUGGCUGUGUGCAGUUCGUGUUCAGUAUUACGAACAAUGCGUCCAAGUUACCGCCCAUCGCUAAGAACCUCACUAUCUCGACCAACACCGUUAGCCACCCUACUCCGGUCAAGUGAACUGUUCUGUGUAAUGUUUUAGUGCGACGCAAGCUUCCGUGGCCACCUUGACAGUUUUAGAGCACGGGAAGCGUACUGUUUGAUUGCCAUGAACUUCACUAGCCAAUCAGCGCGGUGGUUCAGUGCGCAUCAGAACACGGCAGAACACUCCUUGUUAUUGAGUUUGUGUUAACCAAGCAUGCUAAAUUUCUCUUGUCUGUCUUGGUGGCCACGAUAGUUUGACUUUGUCUGAACAACGUUUUUGUCAUGAAGAUGGUGCAUUCUUUUAUGAUAUCGUGUAAACGGUGCUUAAUUUCGUGAUAUCGUGUAGACGAUGCAUUAUUCAAUGAUAUCGUGUAAACGGUGCAUAAUUUCAUGGUAUCGUGUGAACGAUACAUAAUUUUAUGAUAACGUGUAGACGGUGCAUUUUUUUUUCAUGAUAUCGUGUAGACGGUGCAUUCUUUCUUGAUAGCGUGUAAACGGUGCAUUCUUUCAUGAUAGCGUGUAAACGGUGCAUAAUUUCAUGAUAUCGUGUAGAUGGUGCAUAAUUUCAUGGUAUCGUGUGAACGGUGCAUAAUUUCGUGAUAUCAUGUAGACGGUGCAUUAUUUCAUGGUAUCGUAUAAACGAUGCAAUAUUACAUUAUAUCGUAUAAAUGGUGCAUUAUUUUUGUAACAUAAUAGCUUCGAGGCCUUUUAUUCAAACAAUUUCUGUGACAUAAAUGUACAUAUGUUUUAAAAAUUAAGGUUUUUAUCACCGCUUGUGAACCUAAGUACAUGCUUCGAAUGCGUUCUUCUCACCUAUUUAAUUUCUACACGGUGGUUAUUUAUUCGUUUUAUGGAUUUUAACCCCCUCCAGUAGGUUUCAACGAUUUGGGUUUGCGUGAGCCAAGGCGGUCCAGCCAUUCUUGGACCCAAGCCUUUUCUGCAUAAAAUGAUCGAGGAGGCAUUGAACCAAGGAUGUUAUUGUUUGGUUAGUGACGUCAUCCCUUGAUUAAUGAUAGCGUAUCAAAGUAGAUCUCUAGAAGACAACGGAUGCAAACAUACCAUCCCAUUUUAUUUGCAUUAUAAAGUAACCCAGAUAUCACUAUAUAAAUGGACCACAGCAAUAUUUGUGUAAAAUUUGAUAUCAUGUUUUCACGCCCUGGAUUUGACUGACUGGUUCCAUAGCGAAAUGUCCACAUUACCCCACGCUCAACACCUCGGACCCUAUAUAGGGUUGAGCCUUUAGGUACUCUCCUGUAUUUAGCUCGUUGUGCUACGUACAAUUUCUCGAAUAAAAGACUUGAUACGUAA